CCGGUGCCGGCGGCGAUGCCGAGCGCUGCCGCGUGGCCGGCGGGGAGCCCCGGCGCGGUGUCGGCCGGCGAGGCGCUGCUGGCGGCCGCCGCCUUCUGCCUGCUGCUGCUGGCGCUGCGGCGGCUGCGGCCGCCCGGGGCCGUGCCCGAGGGGCUGCGGCGGCCGCCGGGCCCGCGGGGCUUCCCCGUGCUGGGGAACGCGCUGGAGCUGCGCGGGGACACGCACCUGGCGCUGACGCGGCUCGGCCGGCGCUACGGGGACGUGAUGGAGGUGCGCAUCGGCAGCCGGCCCGUGCUGGUGCUCAGCGGGCUGGACACCAUCCGCCAGGCGCUGGUCAGGCAAGGAGACGACUUCAUGGGGCGCCCCGACCUCUACAGCUUCCGCUUCGUCGCGGACGGGCAGAGCCUGGCGUUCAGCCCCGACUCCGGCGAGGUGUGGAAAGCGCGCAGGAAGCUGGCCCAGAGCGCCCUGAAGAGCUUCUCCAUCGCCCCCAGCCCCACCUCGUCCUGCAGCUGCCUGCUGGAGGAGCACGUCUCCAAGGAGGCCGAGUACCUGGUCACCAAGUUCCUGCGGCUGAUGGAGGACGGGAGGAGGUUUGACCUUAACCAGUACCUGGUGGUGUCGGUGGCCAACGUCAUCUGUGCCAUGUGCUUUGGCAAGCGCUACGAGCACGAGGACCAGGAGCUGCUCAGCCUGGUGAACCUGGGCAACGAAUUUGGGGAGGUGGCCGGGAGCGGCCACCCCGCUGACUUCAUCCCCCUGCUGCGCUACCUCCCGAGCCGCACCAUGCAGCUCUUCAAGGAUGUCAACCGGCGCUUCAACGCCUUCGUGCAGAAAAUUGUUCAGGAGCAUUACAGCAGCUUUGAUAAGGAGCACAUCCGGGACAUCACGGACUCGCUGAUCGGGCACUGCCAGGAGAAGAGCGUUGGGGAGGACACCCAUGUCCAGCUCUCCAAUGAGAAGAUCAUUCACAUCGUCAAUGACCUCUUUGGGGCAGGCUUUGACACUGUGGCCACUGCCCUGUCCUGGAGCCUCAUGUACGCUGCCUUGUACCCUGACAUCCAGAAGAAGAUCCAUGAAGAGCUGGACCGGACCAUUGGGCGGGAGAGGCGGCCGCGGCUGUCGGACCGGGGCACGCUGCCCUACACGGAAGCCUUUAUCCUGGAGAUGUUCCGGCAUUCCUCCUUCCUGCCCUUCACCAUCCCACACAGCACAACAAAAGCCACGGUGCUGAACGGCUUCUACAUCCCCAAGGACACCUGCGUGUUCAUCAACCAGUGGCAAGUGAACCACGACGAGAGCCUUUGGGAGGAGCCCUCAGCCUUCAGGCCCGAGCGGUUCCUGAGCGCGGCGGGGACGGAGCUGAGCCGGCCGGAGAGCGAGAAGGUGCUGGCCUUUGGGCUGGGCAAGCGGCGCUGCAUCGGGGAGACCAUCGGCCGCUGGGAGAUCUUCCUCUUCCUCACCACGCUGCUGCAGCAGCUGCACUUCAGCCUGCGGCCCGGGGAGCGCGUGGACAUCACCCCCCAGUACGGACUGACCAUGAAGUACAAGAAGUGUGAGGCCUUCCAGAUCCGGCCGCGUUUUCCCGUCGGGAGCGCUCCGUGAGCCGCUCGGGGCGGCGCACGCUCUGCCCCUCCGGAGGAUGGCUCCUCUCCUGGCGCUGGCAGCUGGGCUUUGUGGGGCUCUUGUGGGGCUCCAUCAGCCCUUCCCACGCGGAUGCUCCCCAGAGACCUCUUGGAGAAGUCCAGCUGGUGGUGGGGAGGGUGUGGUGGGAUGUUCUCCACCCGUCACAAACAGCUCCUUCCAUCCAAACAGAAAUGAAACCUGCAGGUUCCUCUCGGAGCAUCCUGCCCAGCCUUAUCCCACGGGGUGAACUCCUCUUUUCCAGCUCCUUGUGCCGCUGGGAUUGGGUUCUUCAGGAAGGUUCUGGAGCCUUCAGCAGGACUCUCCUCGAGGGGACCCACCCUGGGUGCACCCACACAGCCAAAUUCCUUGAAUGUGAACUCAUGGAGUGAAUUCCUGAGUGUUCCUACUGAUUGAAAAAACAAAAAUCCACCAGCGGAGCCACUCACAAAUUGAGAUUUUAAAUCAAUCCUAACAUGGAGCCUCCUGGAAAAUCUCAAAGGACCGGGAAAGGGACAAAAAGGAACUGUAGGACACUGCUGGCUUUCAGACUAACCCUGCAUUUGCUGCCUUUUUUAAUAUCAGGGUUUUUUUCUUUAUCAAGCAAUAGAUUUCUGUAUGCAGGCUAAGGAGCAAGGCUUUCAGGAGUGCAGGAGGUGCCUUUGCCACGCUCAGCUUUAGCCAGCGGGAAGGUGAAGCCUCAUGGCGAACGCAGCAGCAAUUCCUGCCUGUUUGUGCCCGCUUGGAAUGCAGCUGGGAUGGAAACCACACCACGUUUCUAACCCAAUAAAUACUCACAUGAACAUCUCUUGA
This is a messenger RNA of Lonchura striata (white-rumped munia), 2436 nucleotides long. RefSeq names its product cytochrome P450 1A4. Gene Ontology annotation, biological process: hormone biosynthetic process; progesterone metabolic process. NCBI's taxonomy places the organism in Eukaryota, Metazoa, Chordata, Aves, Passeriformes, Estrildidae. Gene Ontology annotation, molecular function: steroid 17-alpha-monooxygenase activity; heme binding; oxidoreductase activity, acting on paired donors, with incorporation or reduction of molecular oxygen, reduced flavin or flavoprotein as one donor, and incorporation of one atom of oxygen. The record is from RefSeq and is a predicted model, not a curated record.